This is a messenger RNA of Lepisosteus oculatus (spotted gar), 1937 nucleotides long. RefSeq names its product interleukin-17B. Gene Ontology annotation, molecular function: cytokine activity. Lineage: Eukaryota; Metazoa; Chordata; Actinopteri; Semionotiformes; Lepisosteidae. Gene Ontology annotation, biological process: inflammatory response. The record is from RefSeq and is a predicted model, not a curated record. Gene Ontology annotation, cellular component: extracellular region.
ACAACAAAGGAGAGACGUUUUCACGUUCAGUACCUGCGGGUUUUAUCUCAGCUAGGUUCACCAGAAAAAGCAGGGUGACUUGGAAGAACUCCCAGUUCAGGCUCGUCAACACAGCUGGCCGAAGGCCACCCGCGUUACUAAAAGAAGGACUGGCCUCGAACAGGAGGAGCCAAUUUUUGCCUCUGUUAAUUUCCGGCCGUAGGAGUAGUUAGCGGACUCCAGAAUGUCAUCUGAUCAUUUUCAUUUUGUCAGAUCCUAAAAAGCCAACUUCAAACACAAGGCUGGGUAGCUGCCUGCUACUCCUGGUGAAGAGGACCUCCUGUUUUAUAUGGUAGCUGAUAUGUACUGAGCAUUUUGGUGCACUUUGGCUGCCAUCACAUCAUCCGGGAAGUCUCCAAGCCCACCACUGACCCCUUCUACGAUCUGACAUGGAAGGAGAUCCUCGUGGCUGUGCUGCUGCUGUUUGUCGUGAUGGCGACGGACACUGAAUCGAGGGACAGGCGCAAAGACGAGCGAGGCGCGCGUCGGAAGAACGGCCGUUUGAGAAACAAGGGGAGCUCGGCGCGGCGCCACAACGGCACCUCGAUGAACAGCUCCCCGGACCCGGUCCUGGUGACGGCGGAGGGGGAGAGCUCGCAGACCUGGGAGGAAGACUACGAGAAGAGCAUCGGCGAUAUGGUGGCACAAGUGAGGAACAACUCGGCGCUGUCCAAGACCAAGUGCGCGGUGGAUCGGCGCCUAUGGAUGUCCAACACCCGCAGCCUCUCUCCCUGGUCUUACAGCAUUAACCACGACGAGAAUCGGAUUCCCGUCGACAUUCCCGAAGCCCAGUGUUCCUGCUCGGGCUGCAUCAACCCCUUCACCAUGCAGGAGGACCGGACCAUGACCAGCGUGCCCAUCUACACCAAAAUCCCGGUCAAGAGGCUACUGUGCGACACGAAGAGCAGGAAGCAGAGGAAAAAGAAGAAGAACUGCAUCCCGGAGUACCGCACGGUGGUGGAGAACAUCGCAGUGGGCUGCACCUGCAUUCUCUGAGAGGGGAGACCGGCGCAGAGACAUUCGAAGGUGAAGCGUGGGUGAGGCGUGAAUCGCUCGCCCUCUCGUUUUCCUAACGGAAAAAAAGACAACAUUCCUGUAUCUUCUACUGCUUUUAACUUUUGAGUGCCUCUGUGUGGUUCGGAAAACGGCCACUUGUUCCAUGGUGUCCUUUCUGUAUACAUCUCACUUUUCCAUAUACAAUCAACACUGUUAAAGGAGCGACUGCGUUUAUAGGCAACAGCUGCUUAAUGAACAAAAAGAACACAGACUGUAGUCCGUACCCCGACCCCUUCUCUUCCGACACACUCCUCUGCAGGCAACCCAAUUUUCAGAGGAGGAAAGAGAUUUCUCAAUUGGGUUGAAUGUCACAAAGAUAACGAACGAGGAGGCCAUUCUGCGUUUCUGACGUGCUUGGCUGCUAGGUCUUACUCAGCCAUUGCUUGAGAGGAGUCAGGUUCUGGGCUUUGCCCAUGCAUGGUGGCUUUUUCCAGUCUCCCACCACCCUUUGCGUAAAUAAAAGUGCCGCCCGUCCUCAGCUUUACAGGACAAUGACUGAUGUCGGAUUGCAUUGCCAAACAAUACACAGAACACCCUCUAGGGUUAUCAACCAAAACAUUUCAGUCCGGGUGUGUUAAAGUUAGAAUAAAUGUCACAGCCUAUGUAAUCUGCAAGAUGGUUUUGGUAUUUAAUAUAAGACUGAAAUGAUUCCACAGACUUAAUUUCACACUUGUUUCAUAUGGCCGACUUGGUUCAUGACUCUAUUUUUCAAGGAAAACGUGCCUGAUUACUAUAAAAAGGCAGAAUUUCAACAUUCUGAUACACUUUGAUUUAUUCAAAUAUUUCCCAUGUCUCUAUCGCAGUGCAGUGGUUAGCACUGUUGCCCCCCUCAGUGUUGGGGC